AUGGCUCAAGCUGCUGUUGCUUCUUACGUCCCCGUCGAGAAUGCAUAUUCGGCCGCUGCAUUCACUGCACGGGACUCUACUCUUCUUGUGCACAAGACCGUCAAAUCAAGUCACACCGUCCCAUCUGCAAGAGAUACUCCCCCUUCCCUUCAGGCUGAUCCUCACCAGCUCCCGACCUUCUCCCGGAGCACUUCGCCCAUUCUAUACCUGCCUCCUCUUCUGUCCUCUCUCCCGCGCGGAUACCCACAACCAAGCCUGCCCUCUGCACCUCGAGUCACACCGCUCUCCAGUGCCGCGCGUCUUCCUUCCAUCGACAGCGCAUCGCUUGCUCUCCACCGCGCACUACAUCACUUCCGUGCGGUGACGCCCGAGUAUUCGAGCAUCCCGUAUGCGGAGGCCUUCAACUGGGGCGAACUCGAGCUCCCGGAAGAGGAAGAGCGCGAAUGGUACUGCGUCGCGUUCCGCAGCAAACGGCGCGAAAGCAGCGACGGUGGGCCGCUGUAUGAAGCGGACAAGAAAGCCCACGAAGAGGCUGUGCAGAAUGGAGGACUCAUCCUGUAUUGGUACGGGACACCACACCCGGAGACUGGUGUGAAUCUCGCGACGUGCAUCUGGCAGUCGCGUGCUCAUGCUGCUGCAGCAAACUCGCGCCCUCACCACGUCCGUGCGAUGCGCCUCGCGGCGAUAUUUUACGAGCGGUACGAGCUCGAACGCUACUGUCUCUUAAAAGUUCGUGGACAGCGUGGUGUUGAGGUCACACCGUUCGUGGGCGGAAGCGUUGAGCGCUUGAAGACUGGCGUAUAA
Sparassis crispa is the source of this 804-nucleotide messenger RNA. RefSeq lists its product as hypothetical. Lineage: Eukaryota; Fungi; Basidiomycota; Agaricomycetes; Polyporales; Sparassidaceae. The record is from RefSeq and is a predicted model, not a curated record. The transcript is spliced from 3 exons. Bases 1 to 804 code for a protein of 267 amino acids.